This is a messenger RNA of Dinoponera quadriceps, 5522 nucleotides long. It is a transcript of the gene Frl, whose product is annotated as formin-like protein CG32138. Gene Ontology annotation, molecular function: small GTPase binding; actin filament binding. Lineage: Eukaryota; Metazoa; Arthropoda; Insecta; Hymenoptera; Formicidae. The record is from RefSeq and is a predicted model, not a curated record. The transcript has 17 exons. Bases 1 to 3288 code for a protein of 1095 amino acids. Gene Ontology annotation, biological process: cortical actin cytoskeleton organization; regulation of cell shape; cell migration. Gene Ontology annotation, cellular component: cytosol.
AUGGGCAUCGUGCAGAGCAGCCGCAGCGGCGAGAGCGAUGGCGGUGUGCGCGAGGUAUUCGUCGGCGGUGUCAAGGCCGGCGUGCCUCAUCACUCGUGUCAACCCAGCCUGGGUAUGGGCAGCCUGGGCGGACCGCACGCACGCAGCGGCAGCGUACGCAGCGCGCCGAGACAACCGAUGCCGGAUACCGUCGAGCUCGAGAGACGCUUCACCAAAGUGCUGGCCUCCAUGGAUCUGCCGCCGGACAAAGCGAAGCUGUUGAAGCAGUACGACAACGAGAAGAAAUGGGACAUCAUCUGCGACCAAGAACGGGUACAGGCGAAGGAUCCACCGGCCCACUACUUAGCGAAACUGCGCACCUACCUGGAUCCCAAAGCAUCACGAAGCCAUCGAUCGUAUCGUUUCCUUACAUUCUUCCAGAAAAGGAAAAUGGUUGGCGAGUCCACGUCUACUCAAGUAUUACGAGACUUGGAAAUAUCUUUACGCACGAAUCACAUCGAAUGGGUGAGAGAGUUCUUGGACGAAGAAAAUCAAGGCCUGGAUGCUUUGAUAGACUAUCUCAGCUUCAGGCUAUUGAUGAUGCGGCAUGAGCAACGGCUCUUGGAAUCUCAUACGAGUUCCGAGGAAAAAUUACAAACCGGCAGCACCGGUGGUGAUACCUCGCCGUUGAACAACGGAUGCCUGAGGCCGCCUCUUCACGAGCUCAAAGACAGCCCCGGUGUCAAGAGGAGAUCCAGACACGUGGCGCGCCUAAACAUGGGCGAAGCUAAGGACGACAUUCAUGUUUGCAUACUCUGCAUGCGUGCCAUCAUGAAUAACAAGUAUGGAUUCAACAUGGUUAUCCAACACAGGGAAGCCAUCAACUGCAUCGCAUUGAGCUUAAUCCAUAAAAGUCUGAGAACGAAAGCUCUCGUGCUAGAGUUGCUUGCUGCGAUCUGCCUGGUGAAGGGUGGCCAUGAGAUUAUUUUGUCAGCGUUCGAUAACUUCAAGGAAGUCUGUUGCGAGAGGAGAAGAUUCACGACUCUCAUGGCGUAUUUCACUCAGUACGACAGCUUCCACAUAGAAUUCAUGGUCGCUUGUAUGCAAUUCGUCAAUAUUGUCGUACACUCGGUCGAGGAUAUGAACUUCAGGGUGCAUCUGCAGUACGAAUUCACGAAGCUCGGGCUGGACGAGUAUCUCGAGAAGCUCAGGCAUACGGAGAGCGAAGAUUUACAGGUUCAGAUCUCGGCUUACCUAGAUAACGUGUUUGAUGUGGCUGCCUUGAUGGAGGACAGUGAAACUAAGACUGCGGCGUUAGAAAAAGUAGCGGAAUUAGAGGACGAGCUUGGCCAUGCGCACGACCGAAUGGCGGAGCUGGAAAGAGAGUCGCUGGCGAAACUGGCGGAAUUGGAGACCGAAUUGGGCGCUCUGAAAGUGGAAUACGCCGACGCCUUGGAAGCGCGCAGGCUAGUGGAGGAGGAACUCACGGCUCUUAAGAGGCAGAGGCAGGACUCCGCCCGGAGGCAGAGCGUCUUGGAGAACAAGAUCAUCGAAUUGGAGACUCUCACGGGCACGCUCACGAAAGGCUCGUCAGUCGCUAGUCUACGAAACGGAACAGCGACGAGUCCUUUGAGCAACUCCGACAACGUGACGUCCUCACCGUUCACGUCCACGCCGUCGCCGACGGAUCCGACACCACCGCCAGCUCCGGCACCGCCACCCCCGCCCCCACCGCCGUGUCCGCCGCCGCCUCCUAUGGCGCCUCUCUCACCCGGAGAUCACAAGUUACCGCCGCCUGUGCCGAUACCGCCACCACCCGCUGGCAUGAUGCAAGCGCCCGACGGAGCGAUGACUAUUAAACGAAAAGUCCAAACAAAGUACAAACUUCCUACGCUUAAUUGGAUCGCUCUGAAACCUAAUCAAGUGCGGGGUACCAUCUUCAAUGAACUGGACGACGAUCGUCUGCACAACUACAUCGACUUCUCCGAUUUCGAGGAGCGAUUCAAGAUCGGAAUGAGCGGCCACGUGGCGAACGGCACCAACGAGAUCGACGGGCUGCAAAGCUUUCCCAGUAAACGAUUUAAAAAGCCGGAGAACGUAUCGCUCUUGGAGCACACGAGACUGCGAAAUAUUGCUAUAUCGCGCCGAAAGAUGGAAAUGCCGGUCGAGAAAGUGAUAAUGGCGGUGAAUGCCCUGGACUUGAAGGUCCUCUCGCUCGAAAAUGUGGAAUUGUUACAGCGCAUGGUACCUACGGACCAAGAGAUAAAGGCUUACCGUGAAUACAUUAUAGAGAAGAAGAACGUCAACUUGUUGACGGAGGAAGAUAAGUUUUUGAUGCAACUCGGCAAGGUGGAGAGGAUACCUACCAAACUGUCAAUUAUGAACUACAUCGGGAACUUUUUCGACAAUUUACACCUCAUUACGCCACAAAUACAUGCUGUGAUAUCUGCGUCCAGUUCGGUUAAGAGUUCAAAGAAGUUGAGAGCAGUAUUAGAGAUCAUUCUUGCCUUCGGGAACUAUCUAAACAGUAGCAAACGGGGCCCCGCCUACGGCUUCAAGUUACAAAGCUUAGAUACAUUAUUGGAUACGAAAUCGACAGAUAAAAGGAUGUGCCUUUUGCAUUAUAUCGUCGCCACCGUACGAGUCAAGUUUCCGGAGCUUAUUAACUUCGAAUCGGAGCUGAUGUACAUUGACAAGGCAGCAACAGUGUCGCUGGAGAACAUAACGACCGACGUUCACGAGCUGGAGAAAGGCAUGGACCUCGUGCGAAAGGAAUUCGAGCUGCGCGGCAAAGAGAAGCACAAUACGGUGUUGCGCGACUUCCUCAACAACUCUGAGGAAAAAUUGCGUCGCUUGAAGCUCGACGCGCGCACUGCCGGCGAGGCAUUCCGAGAAUGCGUCGAGUUCUUCGGGGAAAGCCCGAGGCAGGCUGACGCUAACACCUUCUUCUCCCUCCUCGUCAGAUUCGCAAGAGCGUUCAAGGCUGCGGAUCAAGAGAAUGAACAGCGUCGCAGAUUGGAGGCUGCCGCCGCAGAGGCUUUAAAUGCGUCGGAAGAAGUGAUAAAACGUAACAAAUUAAAUCAGAAGAAGCAACAGGACGCCGUUAUAAAUGAACUGAAGAACAAGACGCGAUUGGUGCAAGAGAAAAAGCUGUUGCAGCAGGACGAGGUGUAUAAUGGCGCCCUGGAGGAUAUUCUUCUCGGUCUCAGGUCCGAGCCGUACCGCCGGGCGGACGCCGUGAGACGUAGCCAACGACGGCGCAUCGAUAAUCACAGACUCUCGCGCACUGCCGAGGAGCUUGAGCUAUAAUUCCCGCGCGUCUAGUGCGACGAAGUGCUUCAAUUCUAGGAGAAAAAAAAUGCCUUGCCACGAUGAACGACGCAACGAUCGAUCGACAAUGUUUCACUGUAACUCUCAGUUUCAUUGUAACGCGAGCGGAAUCGGCGAGAGAGAGAGAGAGAGAGAGAGAGAGAGAGAGAGAGAGAGAGAACACUGAUAAUCAAUUUGAUAAUAUCGGAAAUAUAUUGUAAGAGAUAUACAGAGCACAAUGUUAGACACGCUAUUUGUACACUCUCCGACUUUUGGAAGCUUUUUUACGCAACGAUACAUAACGCGCUUCGUCACGGGGACGCGUGCAAAGAUUCGCGAGGAGCCGAACGACAAUAUAAAUUCAGUGUACGUCCAAUUCGACCGUUGGACUUUUCGCGCACAAGUCAUUUAGUGGUGCUUGAAGGUUCGAUCGUCUGUAUGCACUAGAGAUUUACGCGAGUUCUAGGAAGCUGUAAAUUUCGCGCUGUUAACGUGUACGACGUACGGAGCGGAGCACGCACAUAAUUAUAUUGCUCUGUAUGUGUAACGUAACGUAAUGAUAUAUGAUCUUUCUUCGCGUAGUGUUUAACGAGAAUCUCAUAGGUAAAGGAAAAAAAAUCGUAUAAUUCCUCCUUCGAUCUAGCGUAAUAGCCGUAUUAUCGAUUAAUGCAUUUUUCUGCAUUUCUCUAGGGCAAUUCUUGCGACGCCCGUCCGACACUUUGUUAACUCGAAAUUCACGUAUCGAUCUAAGCGACUUACUACUUUUCUACUUCUCACUCUCCGUUCGACAAAGAUGUGUAAACGUGAAAUUAUUUAAACUUAGUUGUUGUUGAUUGUUAUACGUAUAUUAAAGAUAUUUAUAAUUUUCAUAUCAAAUGUGAAUACGUUAAUUUUUUCAUUGAAUUGUUUAUAUAUAUAUAUAUAUAUACAUAUAUAUAUACAUCCUAGGUAAUUGCUAUACAAAGUGAACGAAACGUAUAACCGUUUAGUAAGUUUGUGUGUGUGUAUAUGUGUGUGUGCGUGUGUGUGUAUGUGGAAUCGGUCUAGAGGCACAGUCGCAGGUUUUAACGAAAUUCACGACACGGCGAUAUCUCCGUGACACAUUCCAACGACGUGUAACGCAAGUCUGGGAACUCGUUGCACGGGAGUUACAUUGCAGGUUAUAUCCAGCUUGAAAAAGGAAACGAAAAACAGGAACACCAGCGUUGCACAAGAUUCGGAAAUCAAUGUCCACACUUUCGUAUCGCGAAUAUACACGGUUGCAACAAAUAUAUUUUCUUGCAACGGAGAUAAUUAAGGUCGUACGUAUAUUACAAAAAUGAUAUAAUUGAUUACGUAUAUAUACUAUACAAUAAAUAUUCCACAUGUGUGUGUGUGUGUGUGAGACUUUUCGCGCGAUCAACGUUACGGUUGAGCGCCGGUACGCGAAGUGAGAUCUCUAGAGUUGCCUCGAGAAUCCUCCGGGCCUUUUUUCGGAAAUGGCAUUUUUCUACGAAAUACUUGCUACAUUCCUCGAACUCACCUCACGCUCCGUCGAGAAUACUUAUAACGCACUAACGCAAAUAACACACAAUAGCAUUUUUAUACUGUACUUUAAUAAUCGACGUGUAUUAAGCUAUGAAACUUACAGGGAAGGAUACGCGAGAGCACGUAUCCACGAAUCAAAAGUUCGAACGCCGAUCAUUGUACGAUCAUUCUGAAAAAAAAAAAGAUGAAAGAAAAUUCUUAUACGCAAACUCACAGCAAAAAAGACUGCAGUUCCACGAGCCUUUCCCCGAUUGACGACAUAUCUCAAGCUUUUCGAAGAAUCAAAUUAUAUUUUUACUUUUGUACGCGCGUUUUUGAUAUUAAAUAUUACUAUAUAAAGGGAAGAGAGAAAAAAAGAAAUGUAAAUAUCGCUGUAAUAUAUAUAACACACUUAGAUAAUUAUAAAAUGUAAUUACUAUCGAUUAUAGGUGAAUUGCCAAUGUGAUGUUUAGGUAAAAUAUUUCUUCUGUUGUAAGUAUUACUUAGCAAUAUCUCGUCCAUUAGCGAUUCGUGACGGAGGGGGGAGAGCUACUGUCUCGCAAAACUUUAGGAUUGGAGCAUCAACGGUGUCUUAUGUAUUUUUUUUUUGCAAAAAAUGUAAAUAAUGUGCAUUUCGUUAUAUAAGUUAUGAGAGUUAGCGGUAUGCUUUACUUUGUAUAAAACCAGAUAUAUAAAUGAAUAAAUAUAAUAGUACAUCUCUCACUACA